AUUUCACUGUUCUGCACGGGACUGUUUAGGGUUCACGCUGAUGAGGAGUAUUGCACUUAUUGUGUUCAUGCUAUCCUGUUCCUAAAAUCGAGUUGUGGUUAAUGAGGACCAAAUCUUGCUGUUUUUGUCGGUCUCUUCUUCGGUCUUUUGCCCAAUUGCGUGGGAAGCCGGACAGCAUUCUAUCAUGUUUGCUUGAGCAGAUCUUUUGUAUGUGUAGAGGGUUCAGGGUUUAUCCUUGAGUGUGACGUUGUAGAUGCUGGAUGAGGAUGACGCAGUUUCCAAAAUGACAGUAAGAUGACUGGAAUCUUCAGUUUUUACACGCUUGUCUUCCACCAGAGUCUCGUCUCAAAAUUCAACGAAGGGUAAAGGGUCCAUUAUUUGAUGACAUGUACUAAUGCGGGGCCUAGUGCAUGAGAAAUUGAACAUUUGGAGCUGGAAGUGGAAUUGAAGCUCAGCGAGGACUGUCGCAGAGGUCAGGGUAUUGCAAUGGACGAUGUUAGCAGUAGCACUGGUGAGACUGGAGGGUUCACAAAACCUCGACCGGGAGUCGAGCAGAAGCCAACAGCUCAUCUUUUCGUAGCGAAUUGUGGACCGGCAGUAGGGUUGUCGUUUGACGUUAUCAAGAAAAGUUUUUCCUCUUUUGGUCCCGUAGCAGCAGUUCACCCAGCAGGGGACUCAGGAACUCGUGUGGUCGUCUCAUUCGAAAAGGUUGAGGAUGCUGUGGCUGCAAAGAAUGCAUGGAAUGGACAUAAGUGUGAUGCUCUCCAGGGCCGCAUUAUGUUUAUGCAGUUCUCGGUUUUCCAGCCACCCUCUCUGGUUGAAGAUCAUCAUCCUGUUAUGACCUCAUCUGCCGAGUGUGGAAUUCCUGGUCUUCAGCUCUAUCCCGACUUCGUCUCAGAGGAUGAGGAAAAGCGGCUUCUGGCGGCAGUAGAUCAAUUGCCAUGGCAGGUUCUUGCCAAGAGGAGAGUACAGCAUUUUGGGUACGAGUUUUUGUACAAGUCAAGAAACGUGGAUCUCUCUCAGAGAUUAGGAGUCUUGCCACCUUUUGUGGAUGCAGUGGUGGAAAGGCUUUCUGCACUACCAGAAUUGACCAGCUCGGAGGAGCGGUCUCUCCCUUUGGACCAGUUAACUGUUAAUGAAUACCCAAGAGGUAUCGGGCUCUCUCCUCAUAUAGAUACUCAUUCGGCUUUCGAGGGCUCCAUAAUGUCAUUGUCUUUGGCUGGACCUUGUGCAAUGGAGUUUAGAAGGUAUAUGAACGCCUCAAAAGAAGAAUCUGGAAAUCUCACCGAAGAUGAUGAUAGAGGUUCAGACAACGUACCGGGGAAGAGUCAAAUGGAACGGAGAGCUCUGCUUCUUCCUGCACGGUCUCUUGUUGUACUAUCUGACGAGGCUCGAUAUGUUUGGCAUCAUUACAUUCCUCAUCAUAAGAUCGAUUACGUUAAUGGGGAGAUCAUUGAGAGAGGCUCUAGGAGAGUUUCCUUCACUUUUCGCAAGGUGCGGCACGGUCCUUGUCACUGCAAGUUUGUGCAAGAUUGUGAUUCUCAGGUUUCAGGCAUACCAAGCUCCCCAUUUCUGUCGACCGCAGAAAGUGAAGAAUGCUUGAAUUCAGAUGAGCUGGGUGGAGAUGCGGGCCUAGACAUUUCUGAUGAGAGCAGCAAGGUCAACUAUCAAAAUAGGGGAAAACGUACAUCCCGUUCAGAAAGUAGAAGAUCCUUUAGCACGGAUCAGACCAUUGGUGACGUGGGAGAUGCACAGGAGACGAGAGAGUUACAACAGAAGAAUCUGAAUGAACAGUCGUUUAGACAUUUCUCUCAUCCUACUCCCGACAUAGAGAAGCAGUAUGUUCACAAGGUCUAUGAUGCUAUUGCUCCACAUUUUAGCUCAACUAGGUUUGCAAAGUGGCCCAAGGUGGCAGCUUUUCUCGAUUCUCUCGCUCCUGGCUCCAUAAUUGCUGACUCUGGAUGCGGCAAUGGGAAGUACUUGGGUUUGAAUCCAAAAUGCUACUUCAUCGGUUGCGACAUUAGUCCUCCUCUUGUUGCCAUUUGUAGCCAAAGGGGUCAUGAGGCCCUUGUCGCAGAUGCCUUACAUCUACCUUAUAGGUCAAAUUUUUAUGAUGCAGCUAUCUCGAUUGCAGUGCUACAUCAUCUUAGUAGUGAUCAGCGGAGGAUUCGGGCACUCGAGGAGCUCGUGAGGGUAGUCCGCCCGGGAGGCAAAGUUUUGAUUACUGUUUGGGCAGUUGAACAGGAGGAUAGUCGUCUGGUGAAAAAGUGGACACCACUAGAAGGCAAGUACACAGAGGAAUGGGUUGCUGAUGAGGAUGUUAAAUCACAUCUGAAGAAGAGCCCCUCGUCAUCAUCAUUGAACAUUAUACAAGAAGGAGAUGGAUGCGAGGCUACCAUAUGUAGCGAUGAUGUAUCUACACUCGACAUAGUAGAGAGAGAUGAAGCUAGUCGUGUGGACAGUUCGACCUCGCUUUCGAGUAUAGAGGAACAGCAAAGCAUCCAAACUGCAGGCAAAGUACAAGAUCCGCAACAAGAGUAUUUUGUACCUUGGCAUUUGCCAUACCACCGAGCGGAAGUAAACGGCGCAUCAGUAGCUGCUGUAGCUAGCGGUUUUGCCAGGAAAGAUGAUAAGAAGGGAGCUGUGGUUUACGAUCGUUAUUAUCACGUUUUUGCUGAAGGAGAGCUUGAAAGAUUAACAUCCAAAGUGAAAGGAGCAGUGAUCGUCGAUCAGUUUUAUGAUAAAUCGAAUUGGUGUGUUAUUCUCCAAAAAGCAUGACGCUUUCAGAAGAUAUACAUCCCGUACAAAGGUCUCACUUGACCACCACUUUAUGUCGGAGUGCUAUCCGCUACAGGGUUUGGUUUCACCAGUAUUCGUGCUGAAGCACGCGCAUUCAAAUGCGACUUUCAUAAAUACGGAGAAAAUGAAGUUGAUGGAACUUGUCAAGAGCUUUGACAUUGGAGUCACGGUGUCGUACUGGAGUCAGUGCGCAAUCAUAGUCAUGAACACGACUCUAAUUAAUGCGAAGGUUGCAGGUUUGUAUGUGGUGAGAAGACACAACAGGUCAAGUCAGUCCAGCAAUUGAAGGGACUUUGUGGAUAUGGUGCUUUUGCAACAUCUUCAGGAGCUUAUCACGACCCAAUUGUGCAUCAGGGGGGACUGUACAACGGAGUUGGCUGUAAUAUACUAGGCUUCUGACAGCUGGUCUGUAUACAGUUAGAGAGUAUUGAAGGUCUUUGAGUAUGUGGUGUCGGGUUAUUUGAGCACUCGGAAAGCAGUGCUUUAUCGAGAUUAGCAAUAUUAAUCCUCUUAUUUGCUUGUUUUCGAAGCCACGUGGGUUAGAAAGUUAUUCGAGAGUUGUUGUUCUGUAGACGUUUAGUUUAGGAUCCGGCCUAUCUCUGUUAGCGAAGGAGAGGUUGCAUACUCCCAUCCUCAAGGGCGCCUCUUGUUGUGUCGUAAGUAUGUCGAGUGUAUUUGUAGUUUAAUCAUAUUAUGCCGCACAUUAGAAUGUUCUUGAGAUGGGAUUCUUACAGCAAGUUUUCUGGUCAUGUGUGUUCUUUGUCUAUGCCCCUUCUGUCAGCUUAAAAAGUUGACGCUAACGUACAGCUUGAGCUUAAAGCUCAACUUCAGUUACGCAUCUGGGUGCUGUUGCUACUUUGCGCAUCAUGAAUACGUUGGUAAUGAUGGCUGCAAGUAAGGAACAAGUCAUGUGUGAGAUCUUGGGCUUGUAGGUUAGGACGAACCAUUCCGUUUCAAUAUCUCUUGGUGUAAAUUCACAUAAACAUUCAAGGCAUAAAGAGAAUAGGAUGAAAUUGAUGUACCUCGUAUCCAGAAAGGCAGGUAUCAGAAAUCACAAUGCAGGUAUUGAUCAACUAUACUAGGACUAUAGGAACUCUGCCAGCACUUCCCUCUCUCUCCGUCUGGGACAAUUUUUACCUCACAUAUCCAAUCAACUGCACCAGUUUCAGUUGAGUAGUUCAAGGAAGGGCUUUGAGUAGCUCGACGUCAUUCGUCGUGCAAGAAUGAGAUAAAGGGAUCAGUUUCCAGCCUGAUGCGUUCAACUCCGCUAAACUGAACUAGGGGGUAACAGAUUCCAACUUCAUGUUCACCAUGUAGAUAACUUGUUUGGCUAUCAGGCUGGACAUUUCAAGGUUUCGAAACCCGACAAUCAGUGUAUAGGCCUAAAUAUUAUUUUGUGAGGGAUGGACUCCUUGUAUAUGCAAUUAUCCCAAACUUAUAAACUUUAGACUGUAUACCG
Marchantia polymorpha subsp. ruderalis is the source of this 4258-nucleotide messenger RNA. The record is from the annotation of a GenBank genome assembly. Lineage: Eukaryota; Viridiplantae; Streptophyta; Marchantiopsida; Marchantiales; Marchantiaceae.